Molecule: messenger RNA, 1841 nt
Organism: Plectropomus leopardus (leopard coralgrouper)
Lineage: Eukaryota; Metazoa; Chordata; Actinopteri; Perciformes; Serranidae
Gene: trit1
Product: tRNA isopentenyltransferase 1
Biological process (GO): tRNA modification
Cellular component (GO): mitochondrion
Molecular function (GO): ATP binding; tRNA dimethylallyltransferase activity
Source: RefSeq, a predicted model, not a curated record
GCGUGUUGCAGUCAGCUGGGCGCCGAUGAAGCAGCAUCAUGGCGGCGUCCGCUGUUAGCGUGCACUGUACCUUACGGAAGGCGAUGGUUCCGUCGUUGGUGGUGAUUUUAGGGGCUACCGGCACCGGGAAGUCCAAGCUAGCGAUCGAGAUCGGAAGACGGCUUCAGGGGGAAAUAAUCAGCGCGGACUCCAUGCAGGUGUACCAGGGCCUCGACAUCAUCACCAAUAAGGUGACAGCUGAGGAGUGCGCCCAGUGCAAACAUCACAUGAUCAGCUUUGUGGACCCGCUGGUUAGCAGCUACACAGUGGUGGACUUCAGGAACAAAGCCCUGGCUCUGAUAGAUGACAUGCACAACAGAAACAAACUGCCAGUGGUUGUAGGAGGAACGAACUAUUACAUUGAGUCCCUGCUGUGGAGAGUGCUGCUGGAUACAGGGCAAGAGAACGAGGAGCCAGGGAAUGGAGGAGAUGGGCCUCCAAACAGGAAGUUGGAGCUGGAGAAACUGGGAGGAGCUGAGUUACAUAAACGACUAGUGGAGGUGGACCCCAAAAUGGCUGCCAUGUUGCACCCCAAUGACAAACGCAAGAUAGCCAGGAGUCUUCAGAUCCAUGAGGAGACAGGCGUCUCCCACAGCCGCUGGUUGGAGGAGCAAAGGGGGCAAGAGGGAGGCGAUGAGCUGGGGGGGCCGCUGAGAUACCCAGACCCCUGCAUCUUUUGGCUGCAUGCUGAUAUGGAUGCUCUGGACAAGCGCUUGGAUGCUCGUGUAGAUAAGAUGCUGUCUGCCGGACUCAUAGAGGAGCUCAGAGACUUCCAUGUCCGCUACAAUCAGCAGAAAGUGCAGGAUGACAGUCAGAACUAUCAACAUGGGAUUUUCCAGUCGAUUGGUUUCAAGGAGUUCCAUGACUACCUGACCACUCGUGAAAGCUGCACCCAGCAGGAGAGAGACACACUCCGAGACAAAGGUAUAGAAGCUUUGAAGAUUGCUACGAGGCGUUAUGCCCGCAAACAGAAUAAAUGGGUCCGUAACCGCUUCCUUAAACGACCAGGAGCCAACGUGCCCAUGGUGUUUGGCCUGGAUGUGACGGACGUGUCGCGGUGGGAGGAGUUGGUGCUGGACCCUGCACUGCAGAUCCUGGACAGUCUCAUUAAGGGUGAGGAGCCGGUAAUCCAGCCAAUCAAAGUGCAGGAGGCGGAGCUGAGAAACAAACGCAGCCACCACACAUGUGAUCUAUGUGACAAAGUGAUUAUUGGUGACCUGGAGUGGACAGCUCACCUGAAGUCCAAAAAGCAUCACUAUCAUGUGAGGAAGAAGAGGAAGUGUGAUCAAGGCAGUGAGCAGGCUCCUGAAGCACCUCCUGUCUCUGCUGCAGGGACGGUGGAGAGUGUCUCAGGGGAUCCAUGUGCUGCUGUCGCCCCGGGCGCCGCUGACACCUCUCAGGAGUCUGUCAGGACAACACACAGGGAAGUACCAGACAGUUAAAGACUGGUGCAGACUCUGAACUACGUACUGGCAAAAAUCAUGUCUGAAUUUUUUAUGCAUCCUUGAUGCAGUUGAUUUUUGUAGCAGAGAUGUUGGUAGUCAGUACGAUUCAACAUUGUGCAGCCAAAGAACUCAUUUUCAAGCACUCGUUUGUUCCCACUGUAUGAAAAUAUUUUCAGAGAAUUGUAAAAGAAAAGUUUAUUUUUCUAUUUUUAAAUGACUGUUGCUACGGACUGAAAAUCCAUUUUGAAUGUGUUAUCAUGUCAGGAUUUCAGUCUCUUUGCCUUGACUUUAGCUUUACCACCAUGCACUUUUUUUUUUACAAAUAUUCAAUAAACCAAAGGAUCUUAAAGUUUUUCA